AUGUUGCCGCGCUUCCUCGUGCCGCUGGCGGCCGUCCUCAGCCUGUGCCCCUGCUCAGACGCCCACGGAACAGAACUGUCCAGCCCUCCCGCUGUGUGGUUUGAAGCCGAAUUCUUUCACCACAUCCUCUUCUGGAAACUCAUCCAAAAUUCAUCCCAGAGCACCUACUAUGAAGUGGAGCUCCUGAGAUAUGGAGAAGACUCUUGGAAGCCCAUCCCCACCUGUAACCAGAGCCUAGUGCAGUCCUGUGACCUCACUGCAGAGACCCUAGACCUGUACCAGAGCAACGGGUAUUGGGCCAGAGUCCGAGCUGUGGACGGCAGCCGACGCUCCAACUGGACCUCCUCCCAAACCCGCUUCUCCGUGGACGAAGUGACUCUGACUAUUGGCAACGUGAAGCUAAACAUAGACGAUGGCGUCAUCGUCGGGAUAAUCCAGCCCCUCAGGCCCAAGAUGGCCCCUGCAGGUGUCACGUAUGAAAGCGUCUUCAAAAACUUCCGAGAGUACGAAGUCAUUCUUCGCAAGGUGCCAGGGAACUACACGUUUGCAAGUCAGACGGUCCUUGAGGAAGAGUUCCGCUUCCCAGUCUCUGGAGAUGUGGGAGAGUUCUGCGUCAAGGUGAAACCAUUAAUCGGCUCCCGGACUAACAGGGGCAUGUGGUCCAAGGAGGUGUGCAUCACCCUCUCCAGUCACUAUUUUACCCUGAUGACCCUCAUCAUCUGCUUCGCUGGUGUGCUGCUCUGCUGUGGAGCUUUGGCCUGCUGCCUGGCCUUCCCACUGUACAUGUGGCGCCGGGGAAAGCUGCCCAGGGCCCUGGUCUUCAAGAAGCCCGACCUCGUCAACCACCCUCUUUACCCAGAAACCACUGAAAUCAUCCACCACCUUAAUGAGGAGGCCUUACCCAAAAUGUGCCCAGAACUAAGAAGGAACUCUGAACUACAUGGCAGCACUGACAGUGGCUUUGGCAGUGCCAAGCCCUCACUACAGACUGAAGAGCCCCAGUUCCUCCUCCCUGCACCCCACUUCCAAGCUGCUGGGACCAUGGAGCAGGGGCAGUUUCUAACGCUGCAGACCGGUUGCAGUGGGGACAGCAGCAACAGCACAGACAGUGGGAUCUGCCUGCAGGAGCCCAGCUCGAGUCCCAAAACAAGGCCUGAGUGGGAACUGCAGGUGAGGUGCAACAGCCAGAACCAGGAUGACAGUGGCAUUGGCCUAGUCCAGAACUCUGCAGGGCGGCCUGGGGACACACAAGGUGGCUCAGAGUUGGAUGAGGUCCAUCCCCUGAGGCCUGAGCUCCCUGGGGAAGAACACCCAACUGCAGUGACAUUCCAGGGUUACCUGAAGCAGACAAGAUGCACAGAGGAGAAGGCAGCCCAAGUCGACUGCCUGGGGGAGCAGUGCUCCUCCACAGGGGAGCUUGGCCCCACAUUCCAGACAUGUCUAGAUGCAGAAGAAGUUUGGCCUCCUUCAACCCUGGCCAAGGGCUAUAUGAAGCAGGACCCCUCAGGAACAAAUCUUUUUCUCUCUGAAGCCCCAGCUGGACAGUGGAACCCGCCAGGUGAGGCCUGGCCAUUCCUGGGAUUGACCAAUUGUGAUGGCCUGGGAACCUGUGACUGGAGCUGUACCACUUCAGACGGCAUGACAGCUCCCGGCGGUCUCCUCAGUACCUUUGACUCAGACCUGAGGGCCCUGCCGCUGAUCUCCAGCUUGCACACAAAUGAGUGA
Molecule: messenger RNA, 1725 nt
Organism: Elephantulus edwardii (Cape elephant shrew)
Lineage: Eukaryota; Metazoa; Chordata; Mammalia; Macroscelidea; Macroscelididae
Gene: IL10RA
Product: interleukin 10 receptor, alpha
Exons: 7
Coding region: 1-1725 (574 amino acids)
Molecular function (GO): protein binding
Source: RefSeq, a predicted model, not a curated record